AAAUGACAUCAAACAUUCAUGUAUUUGUUCUUGGUAUUGAUGAAAUAAAUUCACUUUACUCAAUUGAUCAACAAACUCUUUGUCAAGUAGUACAUGUGAUUGGUGGACUAUCUUGCAUGCGUGGGAAAAUAUUUUUCAUACCAAUUCUAUCUGGAACUAUCCAAGGUCCUAUGGAAGAGCUUGUACAAAAAUCAACCUAUCUGCUUUUACAACUCCCACUACCUCUCCUUCCUGAUAAAGACAUGUUGUUCAUUGCGAGUUCACUUGGAUUUCCUAAUGAGUAUAUCUUGAAAAAUAAUGUAUUUCGAUGCUGUCUUGCUGGUAUUGGUGGAAUGGCUCGAGCUAUGGAGCUCUUUUUCCAUCUCAUCAUUCAACAACAAACCCAUAAUGAGAAUGACUUGGAAAUUACUGACAAAACACCAAUCAACUUGCUAAAUCAUGUUGAUAUUGUGGAGGUAAUGACUAAACUGAUGAUAGAUUUGACAGAAAAAUACCCUUUCAAAACAUACUCAGAAUUUGCAAUGCCAAUGCUGGCAAAUGCUAUUUUGGAAAAACCAGUAAUGGAAUCUGAUGGCUUUAAUAUUAUCAGGCAAGAAGACACAAAGUAUAAAGAAUACUUUGCAACUUACAAGGAAAUCAAGUCUGCAGGCAUCAUAAAUCUUGAACCUGCUGAUAAUGGUGAUAAUGGUACUGGAAAAUGGUACAAAAUCCGCUUGCCAUACUUGUGGUUAUGUAUUGUUGUUUCUGUAACUUCUGCAAAUUCACCCAUUAAAAAAUGGAUUCGAUUUAUUGAUCCACAACAACCAGUCUAUUGGCAGGAUUGGGAAGUUUUUAACAUGGAAUUUUGGGCAUUACGCCUAUGCCUCUUAUCAUUUAUUCAUUCUGAUGAACAUAUCAACCUGGAAGAACUCCUUUGUGGUGCCUCUUACAGCCAGAAGUUCCCAGAUAUUAAGAUUAAACUUCCAAAAAACAAUUUAAUCACUGUGCACAGAUUGAUUGAAAAAUAUCCUGAUAAGCUCAAAGUCAGGGAUACAAAUGACAAUAUACAUGAAGCUAUACAUAAGAACUCUCAAAAAGUGUUUGUAAAUGGUGAGGAAGCAAAUUGGGAUGGCUUUUCAUUCCUUUCACCUUCAGAAUAUAGCACUUGCUUUCUUAUUGCUUUCCAGAUGAAGUACACUGAAUUGGAUUCAGAACAUUCUAAAAGAAUUAAUCAAGAACUGAUUGAUACUGAAUAUAAGAAAGCAGCAGAGGCAUUUGAAAUGUUAAAACAAAAAACACAUAUCAAGGAGUGGGUUUUUACCAUUUUGUCUAAUGCUAAUCAGGUUAAUACCCUGAAUGUUAUGGAUCUUCCUGACAGAUGUGCUGUAGUUGAUCAAACAAAUUUUCAGGCUUUCUAUGGAUACACAUUUGCAAGUCGUGCACAAUUUUCUGCAGCAAAUGCCAAAAUUCACAUUAAUUCCGCAAGAUCUUAUGAAUUGAAACUCAUACAUGGUAUUAGGCCCACAAUAGUAGAAAAGAUUGAGUCAGAAAGAAAAAGAAAGCCCUUUGAUACAAUGGAUGAUUUAUUGGAACGUGUUCCUAAAUUUCCUCCAUCAGAGAUCCAUAAU
This is a messenger RNA of Entrophospora candida, 1607 nucleotides long. The record is from the annotation of a GenBank genome assembly. Lineage: Eukaryota; Fungi; Glomeromycota; Glomeromycetes; Entrophosporales; Entrophosporaceae.